Messenger RNA from Anopheles coustani, 3655 nucleotides. Its product is annotated as autophagy-related protein 13 homolog. NCBI's taxonomy places the organism in Eukaryota, Metazoa, Arthropoda, Insecta, Diptera, Culicidae. Gene Ontology annotation, cellular component: phagophore assembly site; extrinsic component of membrane; Atg1/ULK1 kinase complex. The transcript is spliced from 4 exons. The record is from RefSeq and is a predicted model, not a curated record. Gene Ontology annotation, biological process: piecemeal microautophagy of the nucleus; protein localization to phagophore assembly site; autophagosome assembly. Bases 104 to 1687 code for a protein of 527 amino acids.
UUGGCGAAAUCGUUAUCAGUGCUCUUCCCGAGGUCGAUAAGUUUCUUGUUGAAGUGAGCAGUGCAAGAGUUUGUGGCGAAAGAAAUACCGCAACCCCAACGCAAUGGCGAGCCAGUGCAGUUCGCAAGAUCGGAGCAACCUGGAGAAGUACAUUCGCCAGCUGGCAAUGAAAUCCGCACAAAUCAUUGUUCAGUCACGGCUGGGCGAGAAAAUGUCCACCGAAAGUAAUCCCAACUCAACGACAACGGAUUGGUUUAACAUCGCAAUCACCGAUCAGAAGUCGCUGCUGGACGUUCUGGUCGAGACGAAGAAGGUUCUGCAAGAGGGCAGCCAGCAUGAAUCGAUCGUCAACCGGUUGCCGCUGUGCGUAGAAAUUUCCCUCCAAACGGCCGAGGGUGGUAGCAUGAUAUUGGAGUUUUGGACGCUGAGCAUCAGAACCGAUCAGACGAACGCACCGCAGCGUGCCAACCAGGUGAUCUACAACCGUAUGAGCUUGCUGCUCAAGUCGCUCCUAUCCGUCACGCGAGUUACACCGGCCUACCGGGUGUCCCGACUGAAGCGCACCGACUCGUACGACAUCUACUAUCGAAUCUACAAAGGCGACCCCCAGACCAAUCAGUUGGGCGAUGGUUACAACCAGGUUCGCGUCGGACAGUUGUGCACACAGAUCGGAACACUAAACAUGGCAGUCGCCUACCGGACGAAGAUUACGUUCUCGCCAACGCAAACCGGACGCGACAACGCGAUCAUGUUGAAGAGCGAUCACUUCCUGAAGGAUAUCAGCCCGAAGCACGUACGCUACAACUACAACAAGAAAACUGAGAAAAAGAUAAUUGACUUGGACAAACCGAUGCGAUGUGGUGCCUUUGUCGAUGCCUCACGGGUAAAGAAGUACACCGAGGACGAUCACAUACUUCCCGAAACGCCACCCUACAGCUGGCUACUACCGAAGCCACGUGACGAGGGUGCCUUCCGUGACUGCGGCGAGGACCGCGUUUCGCUACACUCGCCGACGACGACGACGGCGGCGACGGUGGAUGAAAACUGCUCCAGCAACGCUAACAAUCUCAUCAACAUCAACAACAACAACAAUAACAACAACAUCAAUAGUAAGGGAUCGUACGAGUCGAACGGCGGUGGCGCCGGACCAAUGCACUUCCGUCUGUCCCAGUCACCUAAGGGGGGCGAUUCGUUCGGAUCGCUAGCAUCGACCGCCACGGUUGCGAUUCCCGCCAGCACCACCUCCACCAACAACACCGGAACCACCUCACCACCCAGCUCGUUGGGUGCCGGUGGGAUCGGCGGUGAGCUGCGAAGAUCGUCCCGGUGGUCGAUCCGCCGGGACCCGUCCGAGGACGACCGGAUGCUGAAGGAGCUCCACUUUGCAUUUGCCGAAUCGACGGCCCAGAACGAGCUGGCAAAGUUUUUGCGCGAAUGCCAGAACGCACCCGCCCUGCAGGAGUUCGAUCUGAUGCGAUCGAGCGGCGCCGACACGAUCACGGAGGAGGCGAACGUCGACGGUAGCCGGAUACUGACCGAGGCCGACACCGGCCCGGACAGUGGCGAGGAGGACAGUGAGCUCAAUGACGUCACCCGCCAGCUCGAGCAGUUCGAGACGUCGCUACCCGACUUCGAGUACCUCGUGACGUCCGUCUGCCAGACGGUGGACGACAACUCCAACAGCUAAACGGGACCGAACCGGGGCGCGAGUUGAGUUCGUCGGGAAUAGGGGAUUGAUAGAUGAUAGUGACUUUUUUUUUAUUCGAGAGAAUCAACUGUCGACUGAUAUUUUUUUGAUGAUAUUCAUCUUACCACACAACCACACAUACACACGCCCACACAAACAGACUAUCACGACACUACACAACACAUUUGGAAACAAAACCACAGGCAAACCCCCACACAAUGGCAGACUUUUUUGCGAUGACAGACAUGAAAUGUAGCGAUGAAAAAUUUGCAAAGGAAAUGGAGAAAUGGACUCCAAGGCGUAGAAAGUAGGAUCUGUCGAAGCGCAAUAGCGGUAGGAAGCGGUGGCCAAAGAGAAGAUUUGUAUGCAACAGAACAGACCGAAUGGUGAUGUUAAUGCCCGGGGGGAGUACAGUACUUGCCCGGAUGUGUUUUCCAGGCGAUUCAGGCGCGCGAGCCAUGAACGUGUGUCCGUAUGCAAAAAUAAGUUUCCUUGCCUUAGCCAUUACUCUUUAGCUUAGGCUCUCGCGUGUAGGGGCAGCGCGUACGUCUAGUAAGUUCAUAAUCGAUGCAUCGAUGAAUCAAAGUUCCUUAGCGUGCGAGACUGGGGUCGGAGUGCUAGUACGAUACACACGAUACCGAUUAGGUUCCCCCGUUGGUUACCCUUGCUCGUAAUUCCCAACCCCCUUUCCAAACAAACUGAACAAAAGGAUAUUUCUUGAUCAUUUGACAUUUAUUAUUUAUGCUCGUGUGUUAGGGAAGCAAAAUUAUCUAACCUGCCAUACUACAAAAUAGCGCGGAAUAGGAAAGCUUUCCGUCGGUUUUUUUUAAAUUUCUUUUACCCCUUUUUCCAUCAUCACGUGGUGUAUUUUAUGUAGCCUCGGAUGUAUGUUAAGUAAUUGGAACUGAUUGGCUUUAAUAUUUUUCUGUUCUUUUUCGCUUGCUUAGAGAGCGCGAUAGUGUUGUACGAGAUGUUGUACGAAAUUGGAGGAAUGCUUGUUGAAACAAAAAUUAGGCUAGACGCAUUACGUUCUCUACGGAAACAUUUUCUUUACACGAUUGAAACCGCACCACGUCAGCUCUUUUGUACAUAGGCCAACAAUAUUCAUUUUAUUUUAUUAUAAUCAUUGCGAAAUUCAUUGUACAUAACGAAUUACAUACGAAUAAUCAUUAUCAGGCUUUUAUUUUUCUGGCGUUAGGGAACGGUUUCGAUCUGUCGAAGGAAAAAGAAAAUGUUUCCCGUAUCGAACGUAAAUUGGUAAUGCAACAUGGAGUGUUUUUAGGCAGAAUUGAAAAACAAAAUACAUACGAAAGCCCCAACCACCAUCGUUAUCACGUACCAGAAACGACGGAACCAGCCAAUGUGUUUGUACGCCGGGAACUCCUAUUGUUAUUCACGAUUUUUAUUCUUCUAUCAGUUUAUAUUGGAUUAGAGAGAUACAACUAUUUGGGCAAUGCGGUUGCCAAACUUAAUAUCUAAGCAUGGGAAUGUAGCAUUAAAAUAUAAUCCAAUGAAGCCUACGCUUUGCUCUAUAUGCCUUAUAGGAAUUUUUAUUUUUAUCUAUCAAGCAAAUACCAUUGUAUCGAUUACAUUUCUUUCUGUUUUUUAUGCUUACACCACCACGGCCAGAGAAUGGGUGAAAAAUAAGCAUGCUUCUGAGAAAAGGAAAACAUUACGUUUAGGAAUUGCGAUCAUUGUCUUCAGUGUUAUCUCACAGUACGUCGAAUGGUAAAUUCACUUUGAUUAGCAUCACAUAUCACGAGCUGUAGUUUGCUUUCUUUCUUCUUUUUUCCGUUUCCAAGAGACUGAUGGGCUUUAAGGUAGAAAAAUGUGUAUCUAGGGUGUAUUUAGUUUUACUUUUUACAUUUUAUUUUACAUCUUAAAUCGAGUCAUUUUUUGUUUCCUCCAUGGGCUAAUUAUAGGAUAAACAAGUUUCUUUGAAUAUUUGGCAGGGAUUGUGAUGUGUAU